This is a messenger RNA of [Torrubiella] hemipterigena, 1757 nucleotides long. NCBI's taxonomy places the organism in Eukaryota, Fungi, Ascomycota, Sordariomycetes, Hypocreales, Clavicipitaceae. The record is from the annotation of a GenBank genome assembly.
CAGCUACAUUCCCUUUCUAUCCUUUGUUUCGGCAUUAUCAAAUUGGCUUUCACUAUGCGUUGGAGCCUCGCCGUCAUCGCUGUCGCUUCGCAACUGCUUAGCCCCUUCGCAAACGUUGAAGCCAGGCUCAUACCCCAUAGAUCCAUCACUGCCGGUGUGAAAAGCUCCCAAGCUUCAAACGUCGUUGCUGCUGAGUUUGACCAGCUGAUUGACCACUCUAACCCAUCUUUGGGUACCUUCAAGCAGAGAUACUGGUUCAACUCGGACUUCUACGGCGACCCGGGUUCCCCUAUCAUCUUGGAGUCACCUGGCGAGUCCACUGUCAACCCCAAAUGGAUUGAUCCCACUGAAAGCUCCAUUACUGGCCUCUACGCAUCCAAGGUUAACGGCGCUACUGUGACUCUUGAACACCGUUACUUUGGAGAAAGCCAACCCUUCGGGUCCAACUCGAGCACAACCGCUCUACAGCACCAUACACUGAACAAUGCCAUCCAGGAUCUCAUUUAUUUUGCCAACAACGUCGAAUUCCCAUUUGCUCCCAACAACUCUUCCAAGCCACAAAAUGCCCCCUGGGUCCUUGUAGGCUGCUCCUACUCGGGUGCUCUUGCUGCUUGGGUUAAUGUUUUGGCUCCCGGCACUUUCUGGGCUUACCAUUGCGGUAGCGCUGUCGUCGAAACUAUGUCCGAUUUCUGGCUUUACUUUGAGCCUGUCAAAGCUGCCCUACCAAAGAACUGUACUACUGACUAUAAACGCAUUGUUGAUCAUGUCAAUGUCGUCCUGGCUAAUGGCACUGACACGGAGAAGGCAGCCCUCAAAACUCGAUUCAACUCUCUCAAUAGCACUGAUGCCCAGUUUGGCGAAUUCAUGACAGGAUGGUUCGGCAAUUGGCAGAAACAGCAGCUAUGGGAUGGGUAUACUAAGCCGUUCCAGACAUGUGACUACAUCGAGAACCGUCACCCGGGUAGCACUUUCGCGCAACCUGGAGCGGAUGGUGUAGGCCUUAAGAUGGCUCUCGAUGGCUUCGAACGCGCAGUAAAGUCUUCUUGGUUCCCAGAUGAUGAAUUCUUCAGUCCUGCCGAUGGCAGGUCUUGGGACUGGCUUCUUUGCAACGAGCCCUUUGGCUGGUGGCAGGCAUACGCCAAAGAGGACACUACUGGCCUUAUCCCCAAGGCCUUUACCACAGCUGAAAGUAUCAGUGAGAGCUGUGCCUCAAUGUUCCCGGACGAAAACGGCUUCUCGUAUGGUCUCAAGCUUGGUCGCACUGAAGACCAAGUCAAUCAAAAGACGGGCGGUUGGAACCAUGUCAAUACUAAGCGUCUCAUGUGGAUCAACGGUGAGUUUGAUCCAUGGAGGCCUGCCACCGUCUCUUCCGUGUAUCGCCCUGGAGGUCCCCUGGAAAGUACCAAAGAUGCCCCUGUCUAUCUCAUCCCGGGCGCUGCUCACUGUAACGACUUCUACCCAGCCAAUGGGAACUACAAUGCUGUCGCCAGGAAAAUCUUUGAUGACAUGGUUCAGAAUGUCGUUACUUGGGUUAACGAGUUCUAUUUCCAGUAGAGCGGGAGCGCUUCUGUUUCCCAUGCCUAAGGAGCUAACCUAUAGUACCUUGGCAACAAGCAUAGGGUACAAUCUCAUGUGUUGGAUAAAAGUCUGUCAGUUAUAAGCCUUUUUAGCAUAGGAAGCGAGCUACAUAUUAGUGUCUAUUUUAUCUAUUAUUUUUAGUAGAAACCUGCCAAAAUAUAAAUUAUAUAAUUCUAUUG